Molecule: messenger RNA, 5176 nt
Organism: Rhagoletis pomonella (apple maggot)
Lineage: Eukaryota; Metazoa; Arthropoda; Insecta; Diptera; Tephritidae
Gene: Mhcl
Product: unconventional myosin-XVIIIa
Cellular component (GO): myosin complex
Molecular function (GO): cytoskeletal motor activity; protein binding; ATP binding
Source: RefSeq, a predicted model, not a curated record
GACGACAAGCUUCAAACACGCCUUAUACUAUUUGGCGUUGGCCGCCGGUAUGUAGUGUGCUGUAACUGCUCCUACAAUAAUUUUCUGAAUGCCGAGAAGGUCAACUCUAUCAACAUCAUUUUAGAGGCAUUCGGUAAUACGAAAACCUGUCUCAACGCGAAUGCCACGCGCUUCACACAGCUACUAAGCUUAGAUUUCGAUCAAACUGGGCAAAUUGCCUCCGCUUCGGUGCAGAUACUGCUGCCCGAGCGUCAGCGCGCCGGUCGUCGGCAACCCAACGAUCACAGCUUCCAUAUAAUGUGUCGUCUGCUCGCCGGCGCCGAAGGUUUGCUACAGAAAGAGUUGCAUUUGGACAACAUUUCCGCGGCCGAUAAUCAUCCUUUCGUUUCACUGUCGCAAAAAUUAGAGGAGCGUCAUCGCGCAGCCGCUGAGUUUAUGCGCACCACACAGGCAUUGGAAGCGCUGAAUAUAGAACCGAAAGCGGUGCGUGGCAUUUGGAGUAUCUUGGCGGCCAUUUAUCAUCUCGGUUUGGCUGGCGUUACAAAACUCAAUGCUGGUCCGGCCUCGCGCGUACAGUUCGCCAACCCAUCAGCCGCACGCCGAGCUGCUGGCCUACUCGGCGUGUCUAUGGAGGAUUUAACGGCGGCGGCUUUCAAUGCCACUGGUCCUGGUGGUGGCGGCGGCACGAGUCCUUCGAAAUCGCCUACCGACAGCACUGAGCAAGCUUGGGAGUCGCUCGAGGCGCUUGCCGUGGGUCUGUAUUCUGAGGCUUUAGCUGCUGUCGUGGCGUUGAUCAACAAAGCCAUUUGCACCUCGGCGCACACAAUCGCUUCUAUUAUGCUUGUCGAUACGCCUGGCUUUCAAAAUCCAGCCAGCUGCGGUCUGCAAACGGGUGCCACACUCUCCGAUUUACGUCACAACUACCUACAGGAGCGCCUGCAGUUGCUUUUCCAUCACACCACUUUGGUAGCGCCGCGUGACCGCUAUGCGCAGGAGCUGGUGGAGAUCGAUACCGAGGGCAUGCCAGAAACGCAUCCUGGCCCGUUGGUCUCACUCAUCGAUAAGGCGCCACAAAAUCAUGUAGUGCGUUCGUCACAACGUGAUUUACGUGAACACGAUCGUCGCGGUCUGCUGUGGCUGCUCGACGAGGAGUCCAUGUAUCCCAACUGCAACGAUGAUACAUUCCUGGAGCGCCUCUUUGCGCACUACGGAGAUCGUGAGCAUCAGACGCUGUUGCGCAAGUGCUCCGGACCCAAACAGUUUGUGCUGCAACACCUGCAAGGCACCAAUCCCGUGCUAUACACUGUCGAUGGUUGGGUGCGGCAUAGCCGUGAGCACCCCGCCAUACGUAAUGCAGUGACACUGCUGCAGGACAGCUCCCGCGAUGAGAUCAGCCGGCUGUAUAUUGGUUCGUUGACGCGUGGCGCUGGUGGUAUAGUAUUUUGUGGCUCCAUAGCUGGGCUGGAAGGUACACAAUCGUUGCGUCGUGUCUCCAGCAUUCGACGCUCGUUCACCUCCGCUGGCGUGAAGCGUAAUUCCAUAAUGUUGCAAGUGAAAUUCACCGUGGAUGGCAUAAUCGAUACGUUGCGGCGUACGGGCACGCAUUUUGUGCACUGUUACAUGUUGCAACACAAUGCCGGACAGCAUAGCAGUUACUCGGCGAGUGGGUCGCCAAAUGCAGCGGCGCUGCAAUCGAGUAGCGAGGACAUGGUGAAUGUUCCUUUGUUGCGUAGUCAGUUGCGCGGUUCACAAGUGCUCGAGGCGGCACGAUUACAUCGUUUGGGCUUCCCAGAAUCAGUUCCUUUGGCCGAGUUUGUGCGUCGCUUUGGCUUGCUGGCUGGUGUUGAUACCGCUGGCGCCAAAGAUAUAACCAUAGAACAAAUAUUAUCUGCUAACGAAGUGGACACUGCCACAUACCGUAUCGGACCUAGUCAAGAGUUGGCCGUUCGUUGUAUUCAACGCAAUGUUAAAGCAUUUCUUACGGUCCGCGAUUGGCCCUGGUGGCGCCUUUUGGUGCGUGUAACACCUCUCCUAAAUGUCCAUCGUACCGAGGAGCAGCUAAAGUCGGCGAACGAAGAAUUGGCAAUGCUGCGUGCCAAGUUGGAGAAAAUCGAAAACGAUCGCAACGAAUUGAAGACUGAAAAUCAGAAAUUGGAAGCGAAGUUAUCCGAAAUGACGGUGGACCUCGCCGAGGAGCGCUCUACCGCUAAUAUUGCCACCGAGCGGCUCGAAGCCGAAACAGCCGAACGUUUGAAACUCGAAAAAGAACUCAAUGAACAACAAAACAAAGUGAAAAAUCUGCAAGAGACCAGCGAGAAGCUGGAAAUGGAACUGAUUUGUGCCAAAUCCGAUUUGAAUGGCAUAUCCGAAGAUGAGGAUCCAGAGAAUGAUGAAAGUGGUGGCGGCGGCGUUUAUAAAUUGAAAUAUGAGCGCGUGGCGCGUGAGCUGGAGUUCACCAAGCGACGCUUACAAACCCAACACGAACACGAUCUGGAACAACUAGUCGGACUGAAGAAACAGUUGGAGAAGAAGCUCUCCGAUGCCUAUGAGGAGGUCGAGGAGCAACGCCAGGUUGUCGGUCAAUGGAAGCGCAAAGCGCAAAAAAUGACCAAUGAAAUGAAUGAUUUGCGUAUGUUGCUCGAAGAGCAAAAUGGUCGCAAUAAUUUGUUGGAGAAGAAACAGCGCAAAUUUGAUGCUGAAUGUCAAUCGUUGCAGGAUGCAGCUCGUCUAGAACGUCAAACGAAGGAUAGGCUAUCGCGCGAAAAGGACGUACUUAUCGCUGAGAAAUUCACGUUGGAACAAACAUUGGCGGACACUCGUCUUGAGCUCGAACUCAAGGAAGAGAAGCUGGCGUCGCUACAGCGUGAACUGGAAGAGAUGACUUUCGGUGGCAGCACCGAAGAGGAAAUCGCACAGCUGCGUCGUUCCAAAAAUGAAUUGGAUCGACGUGUCAAAGAGCAAGAGGAAGAACUGGAUGAGAUGGCAGGGCAGGUGCAAUUGCUUGAACAAGCCAAAUUGCGUUUGGAAAUGACGCUGGAGACAAUGCGAAAGGAAGCACGACGAGAGACGCAACAACGUGACGAUGAGUUGGAGGAGGCGCGCAACAGCUCCUAUAAGAAGAUUAAAGCUUUGGAAUGCCAACUGGAGACAGAGCAUGAAGAACGCACUUUGUUGUUGCGCGAGAAGCACGAACUCGAGCGACGCCUAUCUUCGAUGGAGGAUCAAGAUCGCAUGGAUCGCCAAGCCGAAGAGGCUGCUACACAGAAACUAAAACGCGAUCUACGCAAAUACAAAGCGCUGUUGAAGGAUGCGCAAGCGCAAUUGGAACGUUCAAAAGCAGAAACGCCUGGCAAGGCGCUCAUACGGCAGUUACGCAACCAACUCGAGGACGCCGAAUCGGCGCGCACGCUUGCCAUGAAGGCACGUCAAGCAGCCGAAGCGGAACUAGCCGAAGUGCAAGCAAUGUUCGAGGAAUCACAGCGUGGUCGCAACGAUGCCGAAGAGCGCGCCAAUGCUGCACAUCGUGAUCGUGCCGAAUUGCAGGCGCAGAUUGAAGAGAAUGAAGAGGAACUGGCUGAGUUGAUGAAGAAAUAUAGCGCGGCUGUAAAGCAGUUGAAUACCGAACAGAUUGCAGCUUCCGAGUAUGAGUUCAAACUGUCCGAGCUGGAGGCAGAACGCAAUAAUCUCAAGGAGCAAGUAAGCGAACUGCAGCAGCGGUUGGAGAAUCUAGAGAAUAUGGCUGAUCCAUCGACAGCAAUGCUAUCGAAGCGCUUGGAACUCCGCACCAAAGAAUUAGAAUCCCGCCUCGACCUCGAACAAGCCACACGCACACGUCUCGAGGUGCAAGUGACGCGGCUCAAAGAGACGCUCGAUAAGGUACAGAACGAUGUGGCGCAGGCGAAGGGGCGUGAAAUGCAAGCGCAAGAUGCGCUCAAGAAAUCACAAAAGAGUUUGCGUGAUAUGCGCGAAGAGUAUCAUGUGGUGGCGGGACGUGAACAAGAGUCGGUGACGAAACGCAAAGAUCUCGAAAAGAAACUGGAACAAGUGGAAUCCGAGUCGUCUGCACUGAAGAAUGAUUUGCGACUGGCGUUGCAACGAAUUGCCGAUUUGCAGCAGGCCAUGGAGGAAGGCGAUGAUGAUGUGAGCGAUAGUGAGGAUUCACAAAGCACAGAUGGUACGUUGAGCGAUUUAGAGGAGCGUUUGCGACCCAUUAAAGUGAAGCGGACCACGAAUGGUGAAAUAAUGAGUCCGAGCUCGACUAAAACGUUGGUGCAUGAAAAGGAUGACAAUAGUCCGAGAAUCACAUUGACCUCACCAUCAUCACCGCAUAUUCAUAAGUUGGCGCGACAGGCGUUGAAUGCAGCAGAUGCCAAGGCGACAGACAAGGAUGCAGCGUCAGGCGAUGGCAAGAAAACGACGACGACCACGGCGAAUAGUAUUAGCAAGGAGAAGAGCAGUGAAAGCUUGAAGAAUGGUGACGCAAUGUCGUAUGCUUGAGUCGAUGGGGGGCAUACAAGAGGAAGAAGUAAAUAAAACACAGGAAGUGUGAGAGAGAGAACACAGGAAGUGAGCGAAAGUGAACGCAAGCAAAGGAUGACGACCUGUGCUAUGAGCAAAGUUGAGAAUUGUGCUGCUGGCAAUUAGCAGCUGCUGCUUUUAACAUAAUUUUAAAACUAUUUUAGCUUAAAUGAGUGUGAAAGAAAAACUAAAAACAAAAAAAUAGUAAUUGCAAUAAUUAGCAGAAAUGUGUUGGGGUUAAAAGAAAAUUGAGUUUUGUGCUCGAAAGUAAGGAUUUUAAAGAAAUGCAGUUUGUGUACUUUUUUUCUACAAAAAGGGGAUUAAAGGGAGAAAGGCAAUAUGGCAAUCCAUUGACACGCCGAGUCUGAGCAACAUUUUGUCACUUUUUUCUAACAACAAGCGUUGGCUAACAGUUUCACUAAAACGAAACGUUAAACAUAAAACACCAAAAUUUUGCAUAAAUAAAUCACUUACAAAAAAGCGAAAUAAGCAAAAACUAAAAAAAAAAAAUAUUUUAAUACUUUGAUACAUAGAAAUUUUGCAAAAAAAAAACAACCACAAAAGCAUUACCUACUACUACUAUUAAUACUACUUAAAAAAAUAUUAAAAAAUAUUUAAUGGAAACUUCAAUAAACCGCAUUAGUCCAACAGAAAAUUU